Messenger RNA from Helianthus annuus (common sunflower), 1393 nucleotides. Its product is annotated as protein JINGUBANG. Gene Ontology annotation, molecular function: protein binding. The transcript has 2 exons. Lineage: Eukaryota; Viridiplantae; Streptophyta; Magnoliopsida; Asterales; Asteraceae. The record is from RefSeq and is a predicted model, not a curated record. Bases 73 to 1299 code for a protein of 408 amino acids.
UACAUGUAAACCUAACCCAAUGAUAUUCACACUCACACACACCUCCAUUUUCAUAGUAUCCAAUCCACCAAAAUGGGAAUUCUUCAACAUCACCACCGGUGGUCAACCGAUCAAGAAAUCUUACCGGAAUUUCCACCAGAAUCCGACUCAUCAUCUUCCGAAAACAGUUUAGCUUCGGUUACAUCGUUAACGACAUCCAAACAACCAUCAACCACCCAAAAACACCACUACCUCACCACCUUUAAAGCCCAUACAUCAUCCAUAACCUCUCUUACUCUCGCCGGAAAACACCUCCUCUCCGGAUCCUCCGACAACCAAGUUCGGGUCUGGCCUCGGGACGCUUUACCAACGGUCCAGAAUUUGAUGGCGUAUGGCGAGAGUACGGUGAAGUCGAUGGUGGUUUGCGGUGAUAAGUUGUUUACCGGUCACCAGGAUCAUAAAAUUCGUGUUUGGAAAAUUGAACACGACGAUGACGAGGUUAAUAAGAGGAAAACGGUAACGUCGACAUACCUGGCGACGUUACCUACGAUCAAUGAUCGUGUUACAAAGAUGUUUUUAGCGAAGAAUUAUAUAAAGAUACCACGGAAUAAGAAGUGUACAUGGGUAAAUCACAUAGACGCGGUUGCUGCUUUGGCCUUGUCACACGACGGCUCUCUUCUCUACUCGGCAUCAUGGGACAGGACGUUUAAGGUGUGGCGGACAUCGGAUUUCAAGUGUUUGGAAUCCGUUUCUGACGCACACGAUGAUGCAAUCAACGCCAUAGUGGUGUCACAUGACGGAUACAUCUACACCGGGUCCGCUGACCGAAAAAUCAAGGUAUGGAGAAAAUACCCCGGAGAGAAAAAACAUACACUGGUAGACACAUUAGAAAAACACAAAUCCGCGGUGAACGCAUUGGCUUUAAGCCCGGAUGGGUCCGUUUUAUAUUCCGGUGCUUGCGAUCGGUCGAUACUCGUGUGGGAAAAGGGGAACGGCGGAGAGAGUGGCGGCGAUUGGCGGCAUAUGGUGGUGGCUGGUGCUCUUAGGGGGCAUGGUAUGGCAGUAUUGUGUAUUGUGGUGGUGGGGGAUUUGGUUAUUAGUGGGUCAGCUGAUAAAACAGUUAGAAUUUGGAGGGGUAUUGGUGGAAAAAAAUAUAGUCGUGUGUGUGUGUUGGAGGGGCAUAAUGGUCCAAUCAAGUGUUUGGCUGCUACUGUUGAUAGUUGUAUUUCUGCUGAAUCUAGUGGUACCUCUUAUCUUGUGUAUAGUGGGAGUUUGGAUUGUGAUGUAAAAGCUUGGAAGAUAUGGUUACCCUUUCUUUGAUUUGAUUUGAUUUGAUUUGUUAGUUUGGAAUAAUCGAUGUAAUUAUAUAAAUGUUGUUUUGUUGUGUAAUAAUAGAUAUUUUUCUUGAGUUACA